Zalophus californianus (California sea lion) is the source of this 4259-nucleotide messenger RNA. It is a transcript of the gene PEX12, whose product is annotated as peroxisomal biogenesis factor 12. Gene Ontology annotation, molecular function: protein binding; ubiquitin-protein transferase activity; zinc ion binding. The transcript is spliced from 3 exons. Gene Ontology annotation, biological process: protein import into peroxisome matrix; protein monoubiquitination. Gene Ontology annotation, cellular component: peroxisomal importomer complex; peroxisomal membrane. NCBI's taxonomy places the organism in Eukaryota, Metazoa, Chordata, Mammalia, Carnivora, Otariidae. The record is from RefSeq and is a predicted model, not a curated record. Bases 1738 to 2817 code for a protein of 359 amino acids.
CAACGACUGAGCCACCAGGCGCCCCCUGUAAGGUAAAAGUCUUCUAUCAACGUGAUUUUCGCUGGCAGGUUAUUUGGUAGAGUAAAAAACACGUUUAGAACUGUAAGAUUAACUUGCAAGAUUUUAUUGAAACAAACCCAAACUUUGUUUUUGAGGAUUCUCAUUGUGCAAACCAAUUGUCUUUAUACCAUAAGGUCCUGUAAGGCAGUGAAUACCUUUUAUUCCUAUCCAUUUAGCACAGCAGUGGGGAGGGGUUGGAAAGAAAGAGGAAUGGUUGAACUUUAACUCAUCGAAAUUCAAUAAGCCUGUAUAAGCAACUCAAACGAGGCAAAGUCGCACACAAUGUAAAAGCACUUUGCAAACCGUAAAUUACGUUAAUUUUCGUAUACAAACAGUGAAAAGUACCAUCUGCCAAGCGUCCCCUGUUCAUUCUAGCUAGAACUCAAGAUCCCUCUUUCUUGGCAAUGUAUUCAUAUCGCUAUGACACAUUCAAACGUGUACGAGAGCAGGAACCAUUUCAUCGAGUGCGGCAAGUGCCUAGUUAUGACUGAACAUAACUACACGUAGAAGACAGUUAAUCUACCAGCUAGAAUGGAGUCAUGGAAAGUCAUCGUUCCCAGUUCUAACGAACUGCAGGAACCUUUUUUAAUAAUAUUUUUAAUAAUUGGCAACAAAGCUAAAGGCUUCUAUCCCCGGCUGCGUCGCUCCAAAUCCUUCCUGGAAGGCGGCAGAAUAUAAACUAACCACCACCCCCGCCGUACGCACAGAGAACUUCCGUACUUCCAUAUUGUCUUUUGUCCCCCCCGACCCCUAACUAAAUCGCCCAAGGGAACACAGGCCUCAGCAGCAGGCCCCAACUCUUGGCUCCGGGUGUCAGACGUCGCCGCGGCGCCCCAAACACCUUGCCAAAAAGACCUCUGCAGAGGGAGAUUCAGAGCUAUGGCUUCCCACAGAGGAUGCGAAGCAAAACCAGCUAAGCAAAGCCUAAAAAACGAGCACAGGUUUACACUUUAAGCCAGGCCCCCAGUGACUUAUUUCAGCGGGAGCGGAAGCGGAAGUCCCAGUGCGAUCAUAGAGUUCGCUAGUUCCGGUUCUCCGGCCACGUUCGGGUAGAGCGCCUCCCCUCCGUCGGCCGUUCCAAUCCCCGGCCGCUUCUAUUUCCGGGUGCGGCUUCUGUCAUAAAGCGGAGGCCUCUCUUCAAACGUGGCGUCGUGGGUCCUUCACGCCUCGCCUGGGGUCCGCGCGCAAAGAUAGGCGCGGACACUUGGCAGCCAACAGCUGGAGCCAGUCCUCGCGUACCGGGUCCGCACUGGCACCUCUAGCACCUCAGAGCUGGCUGGCUUUUAAGCCCUCACGAUUGAGAUCCCGAUUCGUAGCCUCCCGGACUACAGCUCCUGAAGGGAGCACUCCUUCGCCCAUACCUGUACCCCAUAGGCAUGCUCUGCCCUUGCAGGUGCAUUUGAUAAAUCACCCCUACCCCACACUACCACUUUCAGCUUAAUUUCUGCCACGUCUGCCUUAAUUUCGUUCUUAACCGCCUUAAUUUGAGACACCCCCCGCCCCCGGCUCCAGAAGAGGUCUUCACCCGCCCCCCGCCCCCAAUUCUGUAAAAGAGGAGUUUUGGGUCUCUUGCAGAAAGAUUACCUUUAAGACUGAGCACCCGUUUGAUAACUAAAACAAGUUCAUGCUUACUAAAGAGUUUGUGGGCAAAGCGAAACCCAGCGCACACAGGAAACUAUGGCUGAACAUGGGGCUCACAUCACAACUGCUUCUGUGGCGGAUGACCAGCCAUCCAUCUUUGAGGUGGUAGCACAGGACAGUUUAAUGACAGCCGUGAGACCUGCUCUUCAGCAUGUGGUCAAGGUUCUCGCAGAAUCAAAUCCUGCCCACUAUGGCUUCUUUUGGAGGUGGUUUGAUGAAAUCUUCACCCUGCUAGAUCUUUUGCUCCAGCAGCAUUAUCUGUCUAAAACCAGUGCCUCAUUUUCUGAAAAUUUUUAUGGCUUAAAGCGCAUUGUAAUGGGGGACACACACAAGCCUGAGAGAUUGGCCAGUGCUGGUCUCCCAAAGAAGCAGCUUUGGAAGUCAAUUAUGCUCCUGGUUCUUCUUCCCUACCUGAAAGUGAAGCUGGAGAAGCUGGUAUCUAGCCUGAGAGAAGAGGAUGAAUAUUCUAUCCACCCCCCUUCUUCCCGCUGGAAACAGUUUUAUAGAGCCUUUCUGGCAGCCUACCCAUUUGUUAACAUGGCAUGGGAAGGCUGGUUUUUUGUACAACAACUUCGAUACAUCCUAGGAAAGGCUCAGCAUCACUCACCAUUGCUGAGGCUGGCUGGAGUUCGGCUAGGUCGACUUACAAUUCAGGAUAUACAAGCUCUGGAGCACAAAGCAGCUGAAGCCAGCAUGAUGCAGCAACCAGCCAGGAGUUUUGGUGAGAAGAUAAAAUCAGCUCUGAAGAAAGCUUUGGGAGGUGCUGCCUUAUCCCUCUCUACUGGCCUUUCUGUGGGAGUAUUCUUUUUGCAGUUCCUUGAGUGGUGGUACUCAUCUGAAAAUCAAGAAACCAUCAAAUCACUGACUGCCCUGCCUACUCCACCACCACCUGUACACCUAGAUUACAAUUCCGAUUCUCCUCUGUUACCCAAAAUGAAGACUGUGUGCCCACUGUGUCGCAAAACCCGGGUGAAUGAUACUGUUCUUGCCACCUCUGGCUAUGUGUUUUGUUAUCGCUGUGUAUUUAAUUAUGUAAGGAGUCACCAAGCUUGUCCCAUAACAGGUUAUCCAACAGAAGUGCAACAUCUAAUUAAACUGUACUCCCCUGAGAACUGAAAGGGAUUAGCAUUUUAUCUCACAACAAAAUUAUUGCACUAUAAGGCUGAGAAACUGAUUUUCAGCACAGUACAUGGCACUAUUUGAGUCUUCUCAUCCCCAAUUCGUAAUUAUAUGAACUUUACACAACUAGAGUUGACCUUGAAUGACGUGUGUGUUAACGGUGCCAACACCACCCCCCCAGUAGAAAAUUCACAUAUAACUUUUGACUCCCCCAAAACUUAACUACUAAUAGCCUACUAUUGACCGGAAGCCUUACUGCUAACAUCAACAAUCAGUUAACACAUAUUCUGUAUGUUAGAUUAUAUACUGUAUUCUUGCAGUAAAGCUAAGGAAAAAUUAAAGUCGUAACAGAAAAUACAUUUAUAGUACUGUACUGUAAAAAAAAAUCCAUAUAUAAGUGGACCCACACAAUUCAAAUCUGUGUUCAAGGGUCAGCUGUAUAUGGAUUCUUUAAGAGGAUAUAUCCAUUGAUCUAAACCUUUUAACUUGCUCUCUAGACUCCUACUUAAGAGUUUAGCAAGCUGGUUAGAAUAAGAGAAUCAGGAUUGACAGGGGACAUGAAGGUCAGUGUAGACGAAGUGGAUGAAAUAGGAUAGUACAGAAGCUUUUCCUUGAAGAACAAGAGGUAUAGAAGCUCUCAGGAAAAACCCAAGUUAGACCUUAUAAAAGUGGGUGAUGGGGAAGCAGCCCUUUUCUUGAGAAAAGAAAGCAUUUAUCUGCCUAUGAGGAAGAACUUUAUCAGUUUGCAAACAAUGUGAAAUAUGGACCUGCUCUUUACAGAAAUACUUAGAAACAGUUUAGAAAAACAAAGCACCUUCCAUAUACUGUGAGCCACUUGUUAAGUAGCAUCUGCUAUAGUGUAUCAGCUUUUAAGUAAGAUUCCUUUAUGAGCCAUACUUAUCUUUUCUUGGGCAACUGGUUAAAGAAAAAUAGGGGUUGAACGUAUAUAUAGAGCAGUCUGAAGAUUUCAGUGUGAAAGCAAAACAAAUAAACAAGAGAUGACAUAAUAUACUGAUUUAACUUUGUGCAAAAGAAUCUUAAUAAGCUUUUCUUGCUGUUAAGAGUUUGCUAAAUGGGCACGAAUUAUUCUGGCUAUUACUAAGUUUCUAUGAAACGCUUAAGUAAAUUUUAAGAAUAAAUGUUUUUGGCAAAGAGUCAUUCCAAGUUGUCAUGAUUAAGUGGAAACAAAGAUUACUUGAGGUGGAGGUGCCUGGGUGGCUCAGCUGGUUAAGCAGUGUCCAACCUUGGUUUCGGCUCAGGUCAUGAUCUCAGGGUCAUGAGAUCAAGCCACACGGUAGGCUCGACCGCUCAGCGUGGAGUUGGCCUGGGAUUCUCCCUCUCCCUCUGCCCCUCCCCCGGUUUGCCCUCACUCUCUAAUAAAUAAAUCUUAAAAAAAAAAUUACUUGAGGUGUUUAAAGUACAUUUUUCAUUCAGACCAC